CCUCUGUUCCUGCCCUUUCAAAGGUUUGUUGGUGCACUUGAUUGACAAUGGUUGUUCAUGAGUGCAGUUUUCAAUAUGUGUUUACAGGUUCUAUUGUCACUGUUUGUCUGCAACAGUACACCUUCGCUUCGCUCGGCACAGGCUUCGCCUGUAGGGAGUCAUCGUAGUCUUGCCUCUCCCUCCGGGGGAAUCAUUAGUGUAGAAUGCUGGGCUACAGUAUUCAAUUGUCAAUAUCUACACAUGGGUGCAAGUGUUUAUACAUCAGCUUUACACGACUAUCUGGACUAUUUCAUCAACUAUCAAAUAAUGCGUCACUUCGUUAUCAACUUCAAAUUAACUUAAUUCUUAUAAGCCUGUUAAAAAUACUUCCAGUUAGUUUCUGCCAAUAGUGAGGAUUAAGUCUGCCAGCCUUCCUACUUGCCAACAUUCCCAAGUGUAAUAUCCACUUCCAGUGCCCUCGUU
Molecule: messenger RNA, 462 nt
Organism: Truncatella angustata
Lineage: Eukaryota; Fungi; Ascomycota; Sordariomycetes; Amphisphaeriales; Sporocadaceae
Exons: 2
Coding region: 58-342 (94 amino acids)
Source: RefSeq, a predicted model, not a curated record